Amborella trichopoda is the source of this 1904-nucleotide messenger RNA. Its product is annotated as pentatricopeptide repeat-containing protein At5g66520. Gene Ontology annotation, molecular function: protein binding; RNA binding. The record is from RefSeq and is a predicted model, not a curated record. NCBI's taxonomy places the organism in Eukaryota, Viridiplantae, Streptophyta, Magnoliopsida, Amborellales, Amborellaceae. Gene Ontology annotation, biological process: RNA modification.
GCAAAUUCUCCACAUGCUCAUAUGAUGCUCAAACUCCAACACCACCUUCUCAAACAAAUCCACGCCCAAUUUCUCAGAACCCAUCUCUCUCACCCCACGACAUUCACCUUCAACACCAUUAUCAAAAAACAAGCUCAAUCCAAUUCACCCACCAUCGCCAUUCUUUGCUAUAACGCCAUGCUGCAUGGCGGCUUCGCCCCCAAUAAAUACACGUUUCCCCCUCUUAUAAACGCCUGCUCACACCACCUCUCUCCUCUUGACCUUGGUAGGCAGGCCCAUGCUCAUGUAAUUGCAAAUGGGUUUGGUUCAUUCGAUGGUUUUAUACAGAGUGCAUUGAUUCAAAUGUACGCUUUGGGCCUUGACAUGGGCUCGGCUGGAAAGCUUUUCGAUGCCACUUUAGAAAGAGAAAGAGAUGUGGUGGUUUGGACUGCUAUGGUUGAUGGGUACACCAGGGGUGGUGAUGUUGAAUGGGCAUUGAGAGUGUUUGAUGAGAUGCCUCAAAGGAAUGUCGUGUCGUGGAGUGCUAUAAUAGCAGGUUGUGUGAGGAGUAGCAUGUUUAAGGAGGCCUUGGAGCUGUUUCAAGAUAUGCAGGUUACAAGAAUGAUCCCAAAUGAGUCCAUAAUGGUGAGUGUGCUCACAGCUUGUGGGCAUUUGGGUGCUCUCAGUCAAGGCCUAUGGAUCCAUGCCUAUAUCAAAAAGAGCAACCUCCCUCUAAAUGUGAUCCUUGGAACCGCGCUUGUUAGCAUGUACACCAAAUGUGGGUGCAUAGACCAGGCACUAAACAUAUUCAGAAAGAUUGAUAACAAGGAUGUAAAAUGCUGGAAUUCCAUGAUCUCGGGUCUCGCCACCAAUGGAGAUGCACACGGAUCAGUCAAUCUCUUCUAUGAAAUGCGGAAGGAAAUAAAUAUAAAACCAAAUGAGAUCACUUUUGUAGCCGUAUUAACAGCAUGUACACAUGCUGGUUUGGUAAAAGAGGGCUAUGGAUUAUUUGAUUUAAUGGCCAAUUCCUACAAGAUUGAGCCUAAGCUUGAGCACUAUGCAUGCAUGGUUGAUCUUCUAGGCCGUGCAGGCCGAUUAGAUGAGGCUUUGAGCCUAGUUGAAUCGAUGCCCAUGAAAGGAGAUAUCAAUAUAUGGGGUGCUUUAUUGGGCGCUUGUAGACUUCAGGGAAAUGUAGAUGUAGCUGAUCGGGUAGGGAACUUUUUGAUAGAAUCGGGUAGUACCCAUUGUGGGUCCUAUGUUCUCUUGUCAAAUAUAUACAAUGGGGCCGGCCGCCAUGAAGAUGCGAGAAGGGUGAGAACGUUGAUUGUAGAAAGAGGGUUGAGCAAGACACCAGGGUGUAGCUCAAUUGAGGUUGAUGGGAAUGUUGAGGAGUUUCUGGCAGGUGGCUUUUCGCAUCCAAAGGGAAGAGAGAUUUUCAAUACUCUUGCAUCAGUCACAAGAGUGUUGCAGAUGGAGGGUGGUUAUGUUCCACAGAGGUCGCAGCUUCAAAUGGAUGGCCUCGAUCAGGAAGAUAUGGCUUUAGAGUCAUAGGAAUAGGAUGAGGAAUGGGAGUGAAAUGAUUCUUACAGAGUGAGAAGUUCUCUCCCAACUGCGAAAACCAAGACCAAGACCACAAGUUCACCUCUUUCUCAAUUCAGUACAUCUUUCAAUAUGGCAGGACCAUUAAAGAAUGGGUAAAAUGACCCAUUGGAAGUAGAGAAACAUUCAUGAACCUCUACCUCCAUUCCAUUCCUUGAUCAACAAGGGCAUUCUUCUCCAACCGAUGGGAGAAAGAAAUAAUCAGAACCAAAAUCAAUAUAACACAUUUUUCUUCUCUCCUUGUCCAUAUGUAACGUGGUUUAUAUGUCGUCGAAAUCAAUGAAGAGAUUUAUUAAUGAGAAGAAAAAAAAUGACAUCACUUUGCA